CCUGGACAUCGGACGAACAGCCUGCAAAGAAGUAUCAGCAGCUGCUUACAACCAGCAGCGUGCCUCGAGUUGUCAUUUUGAAUCCCCGACAUGUCCCAUCCGCUCCUCGAGAAGGUCCGAGCGGCCCAGCAGGGGAACCCGCUCAUCUACGGUCUCGCGUUCGGCAUCCUCCUCGCAGUCGUGUUGAACAUCAUGCCUCUUCUCAACGCCCGUGCCAAGAAGAGGUGGAUGCCAGAACGAAAGAAUGUGCUUAUAACAGGAGGGUCGCAGGGACUCGGCUUAGCCCUCGCUGAGCUUCUUGCGUCCAAGGGUGCAAAUGUCACGAUCGUCGCUCGAAACGUAGACAAACUGGAGCAAGCGCUUGAGAAGAUCAAGAAAGCGUCUGCCUCGCCGAAGACUCAAUCGCAUGCGUACAUAUCCGCCGACGUGUCCACAUUUAACGGCGCAAAACAAGCUGUGAAAAAAUGCAGCCAGGUUCCGGACACGCUAUUCUGCUGUGCGGGCGGUGCGAAGCCGGGGCACUUCCUCGAGCAGGAGGAGCAAGAUUUCGAGAUGGGCCUCAAGAUGGACUACUGGACUGCGCUUGCUUCGACCCACGCUACUGCACGCGCCAUGAGAGAAGCAGGCGUGGAAGGUAAGAUCGUUCUCGUCUCUUCACUCGUAGGGCUCUUUGGGCUUGUCGGCUAUUCGCAGUAUGCGCCGAUGAAGUACGCCAUCCGUGGCCUCGCAGAGACGCUGCGCUCCGAAUUCCUACUGUACAACAUCACUGUGCACUGUUACUUCCCCGCGACGAUCCUCAGCCCCGGAUUCGAGACGGAGCAGCUCACCAAGCCGCAUGUGCUGAAGGAGAUUGAGAAGAGCGAUGUGCCGCAGACGCCGGCGGUGUGCGCGGCGCGCCUGCUGCAGGGUGUGCAGAAGGGUCACUUCUUCAUCACGAGCGAUUGGCAGACGGACCUAUUCAGAGCCGCGACGGGUGGAGUCGCGCCGGGGAACGGGUGUUUUAUGGAUUUUUGCAAGAGCAGGCUCGGUAGGAUUGCUCUGCCAAUAUGGCGCAUAUUCGAAGCGGAUGCAAUAGUCAAGAAGCACCGAACAGAGGCACCAACGAGCACGCCAGGGGCAUCGUCGAGCUGAUACCCUUCCUCCCUGCAGGCAACAUAAGUUUCGAGAAGGGCCUGAGUAGAAAUACAUGUGGGAUUAGGGUAUCAUGUCGGUGCUGGUCGAAAGCUUCCAUGCCAGGUGCUCUGCUGAAAAUAUGGUGGUUGUCUGCGCUACCUUGCGCCCAAAUCCUCGCGAGACCCCU
Messenger RNA from Tilletiaria anomala UBC 951, 1300 nucleotides. Its product is annotated as NAD(P)-binding protein. The record is from RefSeq and is a predicted model, not a curated record. The transcript has 6 exons. Gene Ontology annotation, biological process: sphingolipid biosynthetic process. Bases 91 to 1131 code for a protein of 346 amino acids. Gene Ontology annotation, molecular function: 3-dehydrosphinganine reductase activity. Gene Ontology annotation, cellular component: endoplasmic reticulum membrane. NCBI's taxonomy places the organism in Eukaryota, Fungi, Basidiomycota, Exobasidiomycetes, Georgefischeriales, Tilletiariaceae.